This is a messenger RNA of Magallana angulata, 830 nucleotides long. Its product is annotated as copper homeostasis protein cutC homolog. Lineage: Eukaryota; Metazoa; Mollusca; Bivalvia; Ostreida; Ostreidae. The record is from RefSeq and is a predicted model, not a curated record. The coding region runs from base 1 to 822 and encodes 273 amino acids. Gene Ontology annotation, molecular function: copper ion binding. The transcript is spliced from 8 exons.
AUGGAAUGCAAGCAAGUUUCUUAUCACAUCGACAUUUCCACCCGUACAUUAGACGCCAUGUUGAAUUCAUCGAGUAAAUUUCGAACCUGGAGAAAACGGAGGAAAUAUUUCCGGCGAAGAGACAAUUAUGGAGGUGCCAUACGCGUGGAGCUCUGUGCCAAUCUGUCUGAAGGGGGGACAACUCCAACAACAGGAAUGUUAAAGACUAUUAAGAAGUAUGUGAAGAUCCCUGUUUUUGUGAUGUUGAGGCCUCGUGGGGGUGAUUUCCUGUACUCUAAAGAAGAAAUAGAAGUCAUGAAAAUGGAGGUGGUGGAUCUCAAACUGUCAGGAGCGGACGGUUUUGUGUUUGGAUUCCUUCAAGAGGAUGGAAAGAUUGAUAAACAGUUAUGCUCAAAAUUCUUGGAACUUGUUAAGCCACUACCUGCUACUUUUCACAGAGCUAUAGACAUGACCAGUGACAUCCUCCAGGCACUGGAUGAUGUGGUGGAUCUAGGAUUUCAGCGAGUGUUGACCAGUGGAGGAUCUUCCACAGCUUUAGAAGGAUUACCCAUGAUUCAACAGAUGGUUGAGAGAGCUGGACAGAGGAUUUGUGUUAUGCCAGGUGGGGGAAUAAGUUCUGGGAAUCUGGAGAGAAUCUUAAAUGGGAGUGGCGCGAGAGAGUUCCAUGGAUCAGCAAGGGCUGCCAUUCCAUCUAGGAUGGAAUAUAGAAAGGAAGGCAUCUCCAUGGGGAUUUCCCUUUGUCCUCCAGAAUUCAGUGUCAAGGUCACAGACAAGGUCAAAGUUCAAAAACUUGUACAGCAGGGUAAUUCCAUUAAAAGGUGAAUUGUUCA